AUGCGCCAUGAUGCCGACGCGAGAGAUGGGAAAAACCAUGCCCCUAGCAAGGUUUGGAACAAAGUGACAAGCAAGAGCAAGUCACGUUGUAGUGAAAAAGUGUUCGAAUUACCCUUAACGAACAGUUUCAGUGCACUAGAAGAAACCGAGGAAGGCCAUUGGAGGGGAACGAGUCGGCUGCAGGCAGACUUGGAAAUCGUAGGAGAGAAAGAAAUUAGUCGCAAGUCACAGCCUAACCAGCAACCUAAAACAAGAAUGAAGACGAAACACCGCAUAAGAAUAUACACGGAUAGCUAUGGCCGGGGCCUUUCAGAGCAUAUCAAGGACACAAUGCAGGACCCCAAGUCUAGACAUUCAAGCAAUGGUGAAACCGGGGGCAAGAUCAGAAGAGGUGAGUAA
Messenger RNA from Gryllus bimaculatus (two-spotted cricket), 399 nucleotides. The record is from the annotation of a GenBank genome assembly. Lineage: Eukaryota; Metazoa; Arthropoda; Insecta; Orthoptera; Gryllidae.